This is a messenger RNA of Asparagus officinalis (garden asparagus), 3871 nucleotides long. RefSeq names its product protein MEI2-like 4. Bases 540 to 3482 code for a protein of 980 amino acids. The record is from RefSeq and is a predicted model, not a curated record. Lineage: Eukaryota; Viridiplantae; Streptophyta; Magnoliopsida; Asparagales; Asparagaceae. Gene Ontology annotation, molecular function: RNA binding. The transcript has 14 exons.
UCAGCAUGAUUCUAUUUUCCUUCUUCUGAGAUAUAAGAUACCUUAUAGUGCCAAAAAUUGUUUGCUUUUGUAUAGUGCCAAAAAUUGUUUGCUUUUGUUUCUUACUCGUCGAAUCAGUGUGAAUUGUCAAUUUGUGAUCACCUGAAAUUUGAAGUUUAUGUAGAAAUAUCGUUUCUUUUUGCUGAAUUUCGAAUUUCACUCCGAAAAGUUUCAGUGGUCUGUUCUCAAUCCACUGUUUUGGUUGAAAAUUUCCAAUAAUGGCAUGACCUGUGGUUCUCACUUAUGAAAUCGAUUUGAAGUGUGGAUUGUUCUAUUGCGUUUAAAAAUUGCAUUUUCUACUUCCAAUGUUCUAGCAACAUUGAAGAGAAUCGAGCUGAAUUUGACUUUGGUAUCCUGUAUUUGUUUGAUCUGAUGGAAGACUUUUACUUGUCAGACAAGAAGCUGCUGAGCUGAAAGUUUGGGGGGCAUUUAGGGAAAGGAGAUAAAUUGAGUCUAAAAUUUGAAUCUUUACUGAGCUUUUUUGGUCUGAAGCAUCGAGGAUGCCAUCUGAAGUCAUGGAUCAGCGAAGGUUGUCUUUCUUUUCGGAGGAGCUCCUGUUUCCCAGUGAGAGACAGGUUGGGUUUUGGAAGCCAGAGAUUGGGCCUGAUCAUCAAGGAACUGAGGGAAUGUCAUUGAUAUCAGGGAGUAAGUCACUAUCUUCUUCUCCGAUGGAAAAGCUCCAAUCAGUGGGACCAAGGUCUGUGGAGGGCCAGAACCUCUCACGGUACUUUGCACUUAAAAACCAAAGUACCAAGUCAGUUCUAGAGCAGCACUUGGUUGGAGCAGGGAACAACAUCAACCCCUCAAUGACUUCUUGGAGAGCUUGUAGUCAAGAGUUUGCACUUCGACCUAACCUGUGUUUGCCGACAUCUCUUUUCAUAGAAGGGAACAAAGUUGAUAUGGAUGGGUCCCGAUAUGAGAAUGGCCUUUUCUCAAGCUCUUUGUCUGAGUUACUUGACAGAAAAUCGAAACUAUCAUCAAAUGUUGCUAAUCUUGGCCAGUCUGUUGAUCAUGUCAAUUCCAACCCUGAGGAAGGAGAGCCUUUCAGAUCUUUGGAAGAAAUUGAAGCACAAACUAUUGGGAACCUUCUACCUGAUGAUGAUGAUCUGCUUUCUGGGCUUAUUGAUGGCAUUGGUGUUUCUCAAGCCUACGGUGGGGAUGAUAUUGAGGAUGAUAUAUUUUGCACUGGAGGAGGAAUGGAACUGGAAGGAGAUGAUAAUUGUAAUAGUUCUUCUAAUCUUGUUAAUGGUGAUAGCUCUAAUGGUCUUCUGGGGGGGAUUAAUAGGCCAUUUGCUGGUGAGCAUCCAUAUGGUGAACACCCUUCAAGAACCCUUUUUGUGAGAAAUAUUAAUGGAAACGUUGAGGAUACCGAGUUAAAGAUGCUUUUCGAGCAAUAUGGGGAUAUUCACACUCUUUAUACAGCCUGCAAAAAUCGUGGGUUUGUUAUGAUAUCUUUCUAUGACAUAAGAGCAUCACAAAAUGCCAUGAUAUCACUACAGAACAAGCCAUUGAGGGGUUGGAAGCUGGACAUACAUUUUUCUAUCCCAAAGGACAAUCCUUCAGACAAAGACAACCAAGGGACACUUGUUGUAUUCAAUCUCGAUUCUUCUAUUUCAAAUGAUGAUCUCCAUCAAAUAUUUGGUGUUUAUGGAGAAAUCAAAGAGAUUUGUGAAACACCACACAAGAACCACCAUAAAUUCAUAGAGUUCUAUGAUGUUAGAGAUGCAGAUGCGGCUCUUCGUGGUUUAAACAGGAGUGAUGUUGCUGGCAAGAAAAUUAAGGUUGAGCCGAGCCGUCCAGAGGGUGCGAAACAGUGGAGCUUGAUGCCACAGCUUUCCACAGAGUUGGAGCUGGAAGAAUCAAGUGGCUGCAGGCAGGGCAUCUCUCCUAGCAGCUCACCACCGGGAUUCUAUGGUUCAGUUCCUCUAAGGGCAGUUACAUCUGAUUUUAAUGAUGGAACCGACCAUAGCCUACGUUCUGCAAUUAGAGCACCAAUCAACCCAUUACUGGAUUCUGCAGUUCAUGGAAUCCCAUCAGGUUUAGUUCAUAAUUUGUCCUUUCCAGUCAGAGUUACGUCAAGAAGCAAUCACAGUAACUCAUCAUUGAAUAGUGAGAAUGGCCAUUCUUUUGGACAAGUGAAAUUUGGAUUUCAAGGUAUGCCAAUUAUGCAUCCUCAUUCACUCCCUGAAUAUCAUGAUGGGUUGUCUAGUGGUGUCCAGUACAACUCUUCGAAUGCUAUGCCAGCCAUGGCUAUCAAUAUCAACCCUAGAACAGGUGAGGGAAUUGACAGUAGAUACAUUCAAAGAGCAGGGUCUGGAAGUCUUAGUCACUCGUUAGAAGGUGGAAAUGGCAGUUGCCCUGUCCAUGGACACCCAAAUAUUUGGAACAACAGCAAUCCAUAUCCUCACCAAUCUGCUGGUAUUUGGGGUACUUCACCAUCAUUUAUGAACAAUGUUCCAUCUCAUCACCAUCCACAAAUGCAUGGAAUUCGAAGAGCACCAUCUCAUAUAAUGAAUAAUGUCCUACCCUUGCAUCCCCAUCAUGUGGGUUCAGCUCCUGCUGUAAAUCCUUCUCUUUGGGACCGUAGGCAAACAUAUAUUGGAGAUUUCACCGAUGCACCAAGUUUUCAUCCGGGUUCUCUUGGAAGCAUGAGAUUUUCUCACCCACUUGAACUUGAUCCUCAUAACAUCUUUCCUCAUUCUGGAGGAAGCUGCUUCGAGCAAGUUGGGAUUCCUUCACCUCAACAAAGGUGUCGCAUGUUCCAAGGGAGAAAUCAAAUAAUUCCAAUGCCUGCUUCUUUUGAUUCUCCUCAUGAUCGGAUUAGGAGCCGGAGGAGUGAUCCAAAUGCAAAUCAGGGAGAUAAUAAGAAACAAUAUGAACUUGAUAUUGAACGCAUCAUACGUGCUGAAGAUUCUCGAACUACUUUGAUGAUUAAGAACAUCCCAAACAAGUACACUUCUAAGAUGCUCUUGGCUGCUAUUGAUGAGCAUCACAAGGGAACUUAUGAUUUUAUUUAUUUGCCUAUCGAUUUUAAGAACAAGUGCAAUGUGGGUUAUGCUUUCAUCAACAUGAUUGACCCUAAGCAGAUCAUUCCUUUCUUUCAGGCAUUCAAUGGUAAAAAAUGGGAGAAAUUCAACAGUGAAAAGGUUGCAUCGCUUGCCUAUGCUAGAAUUCAAGGGAAAACUGCACUUAUUGCUCAUUUUCAAAAUUCAAGCUUGAUGAAUGAGGAUAAACGUUGUCGUCCUAUUCUUUUCCACUCAGAUGGUCCAAAUGCAGGGGAUCAGGAACCAUUUCCAGUUGGGACCAAUGUUAGGUCCCGGCCUGGCAGAUCCAGGACUCAUGGAAGUGAAGAGAACAACCACUUUAGUCCGUCAACAUCUCCGAAUGCUGCGGGAUUUUCUAAUGGAACUGAUAUCACUAGUUCUAUCAAAGAUGUGGAAUGAGAAACUAUAUAAACUGCUAUUUAAAUUGAUAAGGAGAAAGGAGCAGGGAGAGCUUUUGAGAUUUUGCACUGCCGUAAGAGAAUAUAUAACAUAACAAAACACGUAAAAAAAUGUACAGGAAAUCCCAAAAGCAAAUGAGGGUGGUGGAUAAGAGUUCUUUGUUUGUUGUUUUCAAUUUAUCAUAAUUUUAGUACGGUUUUGAGAAGGCCUCUUCCUGCAUUUUUUUUUCAUUUCCUUUUUUUUGUAUAAGCUUGUCAUUUUGAGUUGAGGGCUCUGCUCCCUUUGUGUCUGUUGAGUCAUUUUGUGACCUUGGCUGUGGAUUCUUUAAAAUACAUGUACAAAUAACAUUUAACCUCUAUAUAUCCGGUUGACAGUGUAUUUGAUCGUUU